Mya arenaria is the source of this 2055-nucleotide messenger RNA. RefSeq names its product periodic tryptophan protein 1 homolog. Gene Ontology annotation, biological process: rRNA processing. The record is from RefSeq and is a predicted model, not a curated record. Lineage: Eukaryota; Metazoa; Mollusca; Bivalvia; Myida; Myidae. Gene Ontology annotation, molecular function: protein binding. The transcript is spliced from 16 exons. The coding region runs from base 79 to 1740 and encodes 553 amino acids. Gene Ontology annotation, cellular component: nucleus.
UUUGUAAACUUCCGGUAAAGAAAAACGUGUUUUUCCGAAUAAUAAUAUUAAUUGAUUUAAGCCAUACAUUUAACUAAAAUGAGUAUUAUUCCUUGUGUGACCUGGGUUAAAAGAGGAAAACCAAAAUGUCAUCCAGAAAAGAUGCGAUUAAACAAAGAUGACCUGCAAAGGAUCAUAGAGGAAACCCAAGAGCUGUUAGAGGAGGAAGAAGAAGCAGAGGAGGAAAAGGAGGAUGUUGAUGGUGAAAACACAGAGCCCAGCACCAUUCAGCACUUUGAGGCAGCAGCAGCACUCUCAAAACAGAUAGAAGAGACAGCAGAGGUUGACACUGCUAUCAACAUGGCGAAGAAGGUUAAGAAUGGCAAAGCCAAAACAAAGAAGGGGAAGCAGAUAAAAAGUGGACACAAGGAAGACGACUUUGAGUCUAGAUACAAUAUGGAUGACUAUGAUGACGAUGAUCAAGAGGGAUUGUCAAAUCCCCUGAAAGGCAUAGGAAAUCUAACGGUGUAUGCCAGCAAUACAGAUGACCCCUUCGUGACAUUAAAAGAUGAAGAUGACAGUGAGGAAGAGGACUUUGAAAUAAAGGCUACAGACAACCUGCUGCUCGUGGCCAAGGCUGAGUCAGAUUUCUGCUCUAUGGAGGUUCACGUGUACAACUCUGAGCUGGGGAAUCUUUACUGUCACCAUGACAUCCUGUUGUCCACAUUUCCGCUCGCCAUGGAGUGGAUGGACUAUGACCUCAGAGAUGGCAACCCAGGAAACUUUCUUGCCAUUGCCACAAUGGAUCCCACUAUUGACAUCUGGGAUCUAGACGUGGUGGAUAGUUUAGAACCCCUAGCCACACUGGGACAGAAAGUGAAAAAGAAGAAGAAGGGCAGGCUACAUGUUCCGAGCCACACAGACGCUGUGUUAGACCUCUCAUGGAACCCACUGGCAAGACAUGUAUUAGCGAGUGCAUCAGCAGACCACACUGUUGGGCUGUGGGACCUGACGGAGGGAAAACUUGCCAUGUGGAUCAAACAACACACAGAGAAGGUACAAUGUGUGAAGUGGCAUCCAGUGGAGGAACAUAUGUUGCUGUCCGGGUCAUUCGACAAAACGGUAAAGAUGUAUGACUGUCGGUCUCCAGACACCAGUAACAAGACAUGGAACCUGGAUGGCGAGAUUGAAAAACUACUUUGGAAUAGAUUCUCUCCCCUUAACUUUUUUGCAAGUACGGAUACAGGACACGUGUAUUACAUGGACUCAAGACAGGAUAAACCAGUCUACAGUCUAGCAGCGCACUCAGAGAGUGUCACAGGUUUGAGUCUAAGCAGUGAAAACAGCAGCCUUUUGGUGACCACCUCGUCAGAUGGAAGUAUGAAGGUCUGGGACAUUGAGAACAACAAACCAUCCUGUGUCUAUAGUAAUAGUCUUAAAAUGGGCCAGUUGCUGUGCAUGGAAAGCUGCCCAGAUGCCCCAUAUGUGUUCGCUAUUGGAGGAGAGAAGAAGUUUAAACUCUGGGAUAUCAGGGACAUUAAAGAUGUUUAUCAGCACUUCUGCACAGGGCAGGGGGAGUAUGUUGAUGACCCCCGUAAGGACGAGGCCGAGGACCCUGAGGCUGCCAUGGAGAUAGAGGAGAUGAAGGGUGUCACUGAUGACACGGAGAUGGGUGAUGGGGGCGCAAAAGGGGGUGAAUCUGCACAGGGGGCGAAAAAGAAGAAGAAAAGAAAGAAGAAAAAGCCUAAAACUGUUGUAUGAUAAUACUAUGAUCAUUAUGGAUAUACUAAAAUUAUUGAACUUCUUUCAUUCUUAUGGUGUAAGAUUGGAAGUACAAUUAAUGGUAUAAAAAGGAAAUUACUUGAGUAAUAGAAGAAAUUGCAGGAAGAGGCUGAAAACUGUUUUAUGAUGACAUUAAAAUUGUCAUGUUCCUUUGAUUGUUUGGUAUGAGAUUUAAAGUAGAAGAUGAAAAAUAUCACACAAGUUUUUAGUAGUUACUGGCUUUGUUAAAGAGAACUUUUAAAAUAUUGUUGUUUUGAGUCAUAAUUUCUUAAAAUAAAAUUAUUUUAAACAUGA